Molecule: messenger RNA, 1584 nt
Organism: Aspergillus oryzae RIB40
Lineage: Eukaryota; Fungi; Ascomycota; Eurotiomycetes; Eurotiales; Aspergillaceae
Product: RNA-binding signal recognition particle subunit SRP54
Exons: 2
Coding region: 1-1584 (527 amino acids)
Biological process (GO): SRP-dependent cotranslational protein targeting to membrane, translocation; SRP-dependent cotranslational protein targeting to membrane
Cellular component (GO): cytosol; signal recognition particle, endoplasmic reticulum targeting
Molecular function (GO): GTP binding; GTPase activity; ATP hydrolysis activity
Source: RefSeq, a predicted model, not a curated record
AUGGUCCUUCAGGAUCUCGGGCGGCGUAUCAACGCCGCCGUCAAUGACCUGACUAGGUCCAACAAUCUAGACGAGAAGGCUUUUGAUGACAUGUUGAAAGAGAUCUGCGCUGCACUUUUAUCAGCCGACGUAAACGUUCGUCUCGUCCAGUCACUUCGGAAAUCUAUCAAGUCCAGCGUGAACUUCGCCUCCUUGCCCCCCGCCGUCAAUAAGAAGAGGUUGAUUCAGAAAGCGGUCUUCGAUGAAUUAGUUGCUCUGGUCAAUCCACAUGCAGAUCCUUUCCGACCCAAGAAGGGCCGGUCUAAUGUGAUUAUGUUCGUUGGUUUACAGGGUGCUGGUAAGACGACAACUUGUACCAAGCUGGCUAGACAUUAUCAGAUGCGGGGCUUCAAAACGGCACUCGUCUGUGCGGAUACCUUCCGUGCCGGUGCAUUCGAUCAGCUGAAACAGAAUGCGACAAAGGCCAAAAUUCCUUACUAUGGAAGUUUGACGCAGACCGACCCCGCAGUGGUGGCGGCUGAGGGUGUGGCCAAGUUCAAGAAGGAGCGGUUUGAGAUCAUAAUCGUGGAUACUAGCGGUCGUCACAAGCAGGAGGAGGAACUUUUCACGGAAAUGACGCAGAUUCAGACUGCUGUCACCCCAGACCAGACGAUCUUGGUCCUCGACAGCACGAUCGGUCAAGCGGCCGAAGCCCAGUCGGCGGCCUUCAAGGCAACAGCUGAUUUUGGUGCCAUCAUUAUCACGAAGACGGACGGGCAUGCUGCUGGAGGUGGUGCUAUUUCUGCUGUAGCAGCUACACAUACUCCCAUUAUCUUCCUCGGCACGGGUGAACAUAUGAUGGACCUUGAACGGUUCGAGCCAAAAGCUUUUAUCCAGAAGCUACUGGGCAUGGGCGAUAUGGCAGGAUUAGUCGAGCACGUUCAGGCCGUGACCAAGGACUCAGUAGCAGCCAAGGAGACGUACAAGCACAUCUCGGAAGGUAUCUAUACGGUGCGUGAUUUCCGAGAGAACAUUUCCUCGAUCAUGAAAAUGGGUCCCCUGUCAAAACUUUCUGGCAUGAUCCCUGGCUUGUCCAAUCUCACUGCUGGGCUGGAUGAUGAAGAUGGCUCGCUUAAACUCCGCCGCAUGAUCUACAUUUUUGACAGUAUGACUACGGCAGAGCUUGACAGCGAUGGCAAGGUCUUUGUGGAGCAGCCUAGCCGGAUGGUCCGCAUCGCCUGUGGUAGCGGCACGACCGUGCGCGAGGUCGAAGACCUUCUGUCGCAGCACCGCAUGAUGGCCGGUAUGGCCAAGCGCGUCGGUGGGCAGAAGAAGCAGAUGCAACGAGCCCAGAAUAUGCUCAAGGGUGGCAAUAAAGAACAGCAGCUCGCCGCGAUGCAGAAGCGCAUGGCCUCCAUGGGUGGCGCAGGUGGCGCAGGUUUCCCUGGAAUGCCCGGUAUGGGCGAUAUGGCCAAGAUGAUGCAAAUGCUCCAGGGACAAGGCGGCGGUGGUGGUCUGCCAGGCCUUGGAGGUAUGGACCUACAGGGGAUGAUGAGCCAAAUGAGCGGAUUGAUGGGCGGAGGAGGACGCGGUAGAGGACGGUGA